Eimeria tenella is the source of this 2976-nucleotide messenger RNA. RefSeq lists its product as uncharacterized. The record is from RefSeq and is a predicted model, not a curated record. Lineage: Eukaryota; Apicomplexa; Conoidasida; Eucoccidiorida; Eimeriidae. Gene Ontology annotation, molecular function: RNA binding; 5'-3' RNA exonuclease activity. Gene Ontology annotation, cellular component: nucleus. Bases 1 to 2976 code for a protein of 991 amino acids. The transcript has 9 exons. Gene Ontology annotation, biological process: nuclear-transcribed mRNA catabolic process.
AUGGCGUCUUCUGCAGACUCAUGGACAGAAAACAAAGAAGAACCUGCAGAGGCAGAAACAACGUACAAGGCGCUGCCAUCGGACAGCAUUGUCAUAAUUGGGGGAGAUGCGGAUCUUGUGGUUCAGUGCCUAGCCCUACCCUACACUUCCAAUCUAUUCGUCUACAAUCCACAGAAUAUUACCCAUUCCAAGAACAUUAGGGUUAUCUAUUCUCUUCGUGCCUUGUUGGGAGAACUAGAGCGGCUAUUUCCAGGAAAUUCACAUCUCGUCAGAAACGAUUUCGCCCUCAUGUGCAUUCUGAACGGCAAUGAUUAUCUUCCAAAGCUACCAGGAUUCUCCUUCGCCCGAUUCUCUGCUGCCUACGAAGCAACACGCCGCAGGCCAGAAUACCGUGACUCGUCGUGGGUUGAUGCGGAGCAAAGAUCUUUUAAUUGGCCCUUUUUUUCCGCUUUUAUAGAGGAGCUGGAUCGGCUACAAAACGUAGAAAUGGUGGCGAGGCAAAGAGAUAGUUGCGUUCGUCUUGCUGGGCCGAAGACGCCCAGCGGUUUGUGCAAGGCAUCUCCACUGCAAAUUGUAAAUCAGCUGGUGGCGCAAAAGCGCCUUGUGAUGUCCAGUGCAGACGGUGCAACCCGCGCAGUCAAAAAGCUACGGUGGUGUUUCCAAGAGAACCAGGAUGGAUUUGUCUGCGACAUUGAUAUUGUGGGGGUGAUGCCGCACGUCAUGCGGUCAUCCACAGUCACGGGACCCUCGGAUUCCAAAGAAGCGGUUCAGCCUGAGGGCUCUGUCCAUGCGGGGAAUCUUCCGCAGUCCGAGGGGUCUGUUGAGUCUAUUUGCACUAACAGGUGUGUGGCCAGCAGUGCGACGGACAAGAAAACAGCCCAGCAGAGAGCGGCCUUCAAGUUGCUACAGAUAUAUUUCCCGGAGUUGCUACCUCUCGUGGAUGAGGGCCCUUGGCGUGAGACAGCUGCAGUGACUACAUCAGCCCAUACGGGUGAUUUUUCGGAAUCUGGUCCCAUCUCUGCCGCGACAUUCCAGAAAGCGGCCUCUACGCUUCGUGUUACGACUCCGUCGAAUACUCUCAACAAUCUCUGCUUGGUGGCCCUGCAUAGCCCUCCCACAUUUUGCUUCGUAUAUCCAGCUGAGGGCAGCAACAGUUGCCACCAUGAGAACAGCGAGGGCGAAAAAGGUACUGCAGAGGGCAACAUGGCAUAUGAGGGAGGUCUUAAGGACAAAUUCCCCAUCAUACAAGCUUCCCACACCUUCCAAGUGGACGUACUCGUCAAAGAGCAAGUUGUGUUCUCGAGCAAGUUUAACGGUGGAAGCAACAUCUCUAAGGCGAGAAUCAAGCAUGCCGUUAGUAUGCAGGCUCUGGAGACUUGGGCCCCCGAGUUGUAUCACGCGUUGAGGGCGCAGAACUGGUGCAAGAACGGCUCCCAGACCGCCCCAGGGGGGCCACCAGCAGGAACGAGGCAGGAACAUGUUAAGCUUGAAGGUAAAGAAAAAGAUGAGGGAUCCGGGCCCACCGAGGCUAGUACAGGAGACCCCACGUUCUCCGUUGAGGCACAUGUGGCCAGCGAGCGCGAAAAGGCACGAGCAUAUAUUCACGGUGAGAAUAUGAGCAAGAUCGAAAUAAUUAACUUGAAGGACAGAUAUAAUUCGGAACUUGAGACCACAUAUGUCGACGGCAUUUGCCCCGACAAUUUGUGGUACUUCACGUAUACUUCUGCGCCGUCUCUGUUGGCCAUUCGCGAUGUGGUACAGCAGCAGCUCAGAACAACUGAUGGCGAUCCCUUUUCGCGCCUUCCUCCAGAAAGCUUUGGUACAGCAAAGGAAGCGAGCAACACAAAAUACAUCGCCCGUUCCGAUACACCCCAGCCAGUCCCGCAGUGGCUCUACAGCGCGGCACUCCUGCCGAAGUCCGCGCUCGAAGCACUGUACGCACGAGAAAAGCAGACAGAGGGCCUUCCAGAGGCCCCCUUCGCCAAACAACUUUUAAAGGCAAGGGCUUUCCUGGAGGCCCUACUGGACAAGAAAAAAGCCGCUCCGUCUCUCGAAUCCUGGCAACUGCCACAGCAGGCCAAUUUACAGUGGCUUCUACGUGGAACCCCAGCCGUCCUCCAGAGUCCAACAACUGCAUUGGGAGGAGAAAGCAUAUUCUCGCAAGGAAGCCGAGGAGACACAACCGUUUCUCAAGAUGAUCUAAUAACAGCAGACACCAUCCUGUUGGCUCUGCACGUGCUCAACAAGAAGCACCAACAAAUGGAGGGCCGCCAUGCUGCAGAAAAUGCCGACAUUGCAUCUUUUCUGGGCCCUCAUGUUGGCAGCUUCUGGACUGUACUUCGGAGAGAACCCAGCAAGGAGAUCGCGUGCCCCCCACAGAAAACCGUCCGGAUACCUGUUUGGCUCACACGAGAAAGUACGGCACAAAUUUUUUCCCCGUCGGGCCGCGAUCGGCCUUGGAGCAAAGAGUCUACAGAUAAAGGCCUGUGCACUUUCUCCCUACGCAUCUCCACCAAACAGGAUGACAGGACUAGACGACUGAACAUGCCGAAAGAAAGGUCUGCCACCUCUCUAGACGCAGGUCAUAUGCCCUUCCGCCCUGCGACAGGACAACACACCCUCCCUACUGCCAAGCGGCCGCCCUGUAGGCCCCCGGCAGGAACAGGAGGGCAUGUAGGUUUGCAAAUUGAGGGCCAAGUUGGUGCUCGAAGAGCCCUUAACUUGUUCACAGGGAGCUACCCUGUAUCUUCUCUCCUAGCAGGAGGAGGAGCCCACAGAGGCUGGGGGCAAAUGUCCUCCCUGAAGAGCACAUGUUAUAACAUUUGCGGUGAGGGAUCAUCGCAAGGGGUCCUAGAGGCUUCUUGGAGAGCCCUACAAACAGCAAAUUUCUUCCUAAACCGCCGGCUUCUAGGGAGAACAAUCGCGCCUGGGAAGCACCCUGCCCUGCAGUGCAGGUGCUGCUACAGAGGGUGCUGA